AUGAGAGCAGGACAUCGGGGAGUGGCAACGAAGUUGGUCCUAAAAGUGAAAGAACGAUUGUCCGAAGAGAAUGCAGAAGACAAUCAUGUUCAGUGGAUCCUUCAAAGCAUUGAUAGCUUGAAGGAAAAAAGAGAAACGCUUAAGAAACUAAACGAAGCAGUAUUGGAGCUACUGAUGGAUGUCGAAGAAGCUGACAUCGAAAAAGAAAUAGCAGAAUGCGACGAAUGCAGUGCAGAGAUCGGCGAGUUAAUUAUAAAGCUAGACGAAUUGAGGAUUUCCAAGCAGAGUGUACCUCAAGUCCCGAGUCUAAACGAGUCAGUCAACUCUUCGACUUCUCACAAAGUCAACAGAGUAAAGUUACCGAAGUUGGAGGUAACAAAGUUUGAUGGAACUGUUCAUAAGUGGCGAGAGUUCUGGGACACGUAUGAGAGCUCUAUCGACAAGAACGAAGAACUUUCUGAUGUCGAUAAGUUCGCGUAUCUCCGUGGGCUUCUUGAGGGAACAGCGAAGUCAACCAUAGCAGGGUUUUCGCUGACAGCGGCCAACUAUGGUUCCGCAGUUGAACUACUGAGGAAUAGAUACGGGAACACGAGUGUUAUUCAGAGAGCACAUAYCAAAGAGCUGAUGAAUCUACAACCCGUCUUCAAUGACCGCGAUAUCUCACGACUGAGGAGGCUGUACGACCAAUGCGAAACCCAUUUCAGGGGACUAAAAGCACUGGGCGUUAACGAACGGUCAUACGAAGCAAUUGUUGUGCCGGCCAUAAUGGAGAAGUUGCCUGAAUCAUUUAGGCUGACCAUAACAAGGGGAUGCGAAUUUCUAACGUGGAACAUGAACGACAUGUUAAAGGGUUUUUUUUAG
Molecule: messenger RNA, 861 nt
Organism: Exaiptasia diaphana
Lineage: Eukaryota; Metazoa; Cnidaria; Anthozoa; Actiniaria; Aiptasiidae
Exons: 1
Coding region: 1-861 (286 amino acids)
Source: RefSeq, a predicted model, not a curated record